AUGACUCUGCUAGAAAGUCCUCAGGUCGCUACUUUGCCGUCGUUAGGUAAUCUUUCACAGAAGCCAGAGGUAUUGGAGGGAUCUUCAUAUUCAACUCCAGUGCCUUUUGUGGCGAUUAACAGCUCCGAUGAACCGAUAUCAAAUGCACACGACGGGAAAGUCGAGUUCUCUCUAGAGGAGCACCCUGUUGAUGAAGUAAGACCCAUUAAAGUGGGCAUCAUUGGUGCUGGACUCACUGGUGUCAGUGCUGGCAUCUUGCUACCAGCAAAACUGCCGGGACUUGAUUUGCGAAUCUAUGACAAAAACGCCGAUGUGGGAGGAACAUGGUUCGAGAAUACCUACCCUGGAGUGCGAUGUGAUAUCCCCGCGCAUGCCUACCAAUCGGGAUUUUCGCCCAACACUCAAUGGUCGGAAGAGUUUGCUCAAGGUGCUGAGAUCAGAGACUACUGGCAAGGGGUUGCACGAAAGUAUAAUGUCUACCAGUACCUUCGGUUUCAGCAACAGGUUCAAAGAGCAGAGUGGUUGAAUGAGGAAGGAAAAUGGAAGGUUACCAUUGAGCAUGUUGAUGGUUCUAAGAAAGUCUAUGAAGAAAAGUUGGAUAUUCUGAUCAAUGCUAUUGGCCACUUCAACGCCUGGAAGUUGCCUGAUUAUGAGGGAAUCAAAGACUAUAAGGGGUCUCUCUUCCAUUCGUCAAACUGGAAUCACAAUGUCAACUUGAAAGGCAAGAAUGUUGCCUUAAUUGGCAAUGGCGCUUCGGGUUUGCAAGUUCUUCCUUCCAUCCAGCCUAUCGCCAAUCACGUCGAUCAUUAUGCUCGCAAUCCAACAUGGAUUGCGGACUCGUUCAGCAGUGGCAGCGGCGGCGUUCGCCGGCUGGAACCAAAUCUGAUCCCCAAGGAACUCUUAGAAUCAUUCAAGGAUCCACACGUAUAUCUGAAAUACCGCACACAAGUGGAGAAAGGAUUCUUCCAACGCUUCGGCGCAAUCUUCAAAGACACUCCCGAGAACAGAGAUCUGAAAGAAAAGUGGACAGAUUUGAUGCUCAAACGCAUCGCCGAUAAGCCCGAGCUUGGAGAACAGAUCCUUCCCGAUUUUCCACCAAACUGCCGUCGUCCCACACCAGGCCCUGGAUACCUCGAGGCCCUGACCAAGGAUAAUGUCAGCUACAUCCGGACUCGCAUCCAACGCUUCACAGAAAAAGGAAUCAUCACCGAAGAUGGCGUUGAAAGAGAAGUCGACGUCGUAAUCUGCUCCACGGGCGCAAAUACAGACCACGCUCCACCAUUCUCAGUCAUCGCUAACGGCAUCGAUCUCAAAUCCGCCUGGAAGCGAGACGGCCAUUUCGGCUUCCCAUACUCUUACCUCGGAUUUGCAACCCCCGGAUUUCCCAACCUCUUCUGGCUUGGUGGUCCCUAUGCUACUGGCCACAGCGGCACAGUCCCAAACAGCACGGAGAACCAGAUUACUUACGUUGCGAAAGUCCUGCGCAAGGUGCGCAGUCAGGGAAUUAAAUCUAUUAUGCCAUCUAAGCAAGCGGCAGAUGAUUUUGUGGAGUACUGUGACCAAUUCUAUCCGCGUACUGUUUGGUCUGCGAACUGCAGUUCGUGGUACAAUGGUGGACAGCCUGGUGCACGUAUCCAUGGGUUGUUCCCUGGUAGCGCGUCGGCGACAAAUUACAUUCGUCGGGAUCCGAGAUGGGAAGAUUGGGAAUACACCUAUGUGAAUUCCAGUGGGAAUCGGUUUGCUUACUUUGGAAAUGGGUGGACUUCCAGGGAGUUGGAACCAGAUGCCGAUUUGACACCCCAUCUUAAGAUUCCCGAGGAAAUUGAUUUGAGAUCGCAUCUGGAGGGCUGGUGGGAUGUCUGA
This is a messenger RNA of Penicillium odoratum, 1863 nucleotides long. RefSeq names its product flavin-containing monooxygenase. The transcript has 3 exons. NCBI's taxonomy places the organism in Eukaryota, Fungi, Ascomycota, Eurotiomycetes, Eurotiales, Aspergillaceae. The record is from RefSeq and is a predicted model, not a curated record. Gene Ontology annotation, molecular function: NADP binding; flavin adenine dinucleotide binding; N,N-dimethylaniline monooxygenase activity. Bases 1 to 1863 code for a protein of 620 amino acids.